Molecule: messenger RNA, 277 nt
Organism: Racocetra persica
Lineage: Eukaryota; Fungi; Glomeromycota; Glomeromycetes; Diversisporales; Gigasporaceae
Source: the annotation of a GenBank genome assembly
AAACACGCUUCCCACGACUGCGGCGAAUUCUCACACUGCUGUUUCGUCUGGUAAUACAUUUCAAGCAGGGAAUUCCAGGAGAAACACGCUUCCCACGGCUGCAGCAAAUUCUCUCGUUGCUGUUUCAUCUGGUAAUACAUUUCAAGCAGUUCAAUCAAUUCCUCCAAACGCUGUUCUUUCAAACGCUUUUUCAAACGCAGUUUUUUCAAACGAUGUUUUUCUAAACGCUGUUCUUUCAAACGCUGUUCUUCCAAAUGCUGUUCCAUCAAACGCUUAG